Echinostoma caproni is the source of this 219-nucleotide messenger RNA. NCBI's taxonomy places the organism in Eukaryota, Metazoa, Platyhelminthes, Trematoda, Plagiorchiida, Echinostomatidae. The record is from the annotation of a GenBank genome assembly.
AUGAAGGAAUCUGAAGGCGUUUUUGUCUCGCUGGUCCAGAAAGAUUCACCGGCAGCUCUAGCCGGUUUGUGCUUUGGUGACCAAAUUCUAUCCAUCAACGGUGUCGUUGUCGCUGGUAUGUCUGGUACUAAAGCUAUGGAUCUUAUUCGCCGUGCAUCGGUCAAUGGCAUUGAAUUUGUGGUCCGUGACAGGUGUGUUGUUUAUUACAAUCAAGUUUGA